This is a messenger RNA of Petromyzon marinus (sea lamprey), 8348 nucleotides long. Its product is annotated as ubiquitin carboxyl-terminal hydrolase 22-like. Lineage: Eukaryota; Metazoa; Chordata; Hyperoartia; Petromyzontiformes; Petromyzontidae. Gene Ontology annotation, molecular function: cysteine-type deubiquitinase activity; zinc ion binding. Gene Ontology annotation, biological process: protein deubiquitination. The record is from RefSeq and is a predicted model, not a curated record.
ACGGAUCGAGUACUACGCCUGGGCACCACUCAGCUCGCGAGUCGCGGGCAUGCACUAACAUCCGAGUGCAGUCAUUAGCCCACACAGCAACCUCGUUACCACCUGGCCGGGGCGGUGGUGGUGCGGUGGUUAACGCUCAGCAGCUAGAAGUGCCUGGGUUGGAUUCCCGACUGCGGGAGCCCGUGGUGCGUUCUGCUGCUGCUGCUCUGCGCGGGGUUCCUCCCAUAUAUGUUGAUGUCACGUGUCGCGUUGCUAUGGGGGGGGGGGGGUGUUGCUCGAAACGUCGCCAGUUCUAUACUUUUCACACCCACGCCGCUAUUGACGACCGCGUUAAUAAAGGGUUGCGGCGACGUCACGUGGGUGCUGCCCCGCUCGAGCCGGCACCCACGUGGGCGGCGCGGGCUCCCGGCAUGCCCCGCGGCUCGGGGUCAGAUCCUCCCACAAUGCAGCGCGGUGCCCGGCAUCGCCGCCGCCGCCUCCUCGGAGAGAAUCGCGAAUAGAGACGGAGAACAGAGAGACAGAGAGGGACAGAGGGAACAAGAGACGCGUUCUCUCCAUCUCUCACGCGGGAGGGAGAGGGGUCGCGCUCAUCCCCACAGGGCUCGCUCGCUCUCGCUUCCGCUGCGUGAUGCUGCUCCUCCAUCGUGUCGCGUGUGUCGGAGAGCUCUGGGCUGUGUAGCUCCCACCCCUCUCUCUCGCUUCCUCUCUCUCUUGUCUCUCUCUUGACUCUGUGUGUGUGUGCUCGCGUCUCCUCCUCGCGAACGUAGCGGCGAGCUGCGCUGCGAUCAGGAACCCGGCAGAGACUACCCGAGUUCGAUUCCCGGCUCACGGACACUGACAGCGGUGACUGCGAUUUGUCUGAACCGGUCCUGGGGCCUCCUCCCCUAGGUCGACUCGGCCUCAAAUGAGAACCUGGUUGCGGUGUGUAAAAGAAUAAAACAAAUCCCAUCGCCGCUGGGGAGACAAAGGCGGUCGUGCGUGGUGCUCGCCACAUCACCGCCGUCCGCGUGCCGCUGUUCCUCCCGUUCGUAGGUGCUGCGCCUCGCAAACGGCGCUCGCCCCCAACGUUCUGUUGGAGGCUAUCAGGGGGACCUUUGUCUUUGGCCCCGGCUCUCCAUCCCCUUCCCGGCUCUCUCCAUCCCCUUCCCGGCUCUCUCCAUCCCCUUCCCGGCUCUCUCCAUCCCCUUCCCGGCUCUCUCCAUCCCCUUCCCGGCUCUCUCCACCGCUAGACAGCUCCUCGCUCCCUCCCCCGAGCCCCGCGUCUCACCCACCCGAACCCCCCGACAUCUUCUGCGUCUCCUUCGCUCCGUCUCUGUCACGUCGCCUGCUACGGACGCUCUGCCGCUCAUGCGACGAGGGGUUCGUCACGGGGCGCGGACAGAGUCGCAGUCGGACAGAGUCGCAGUCGGACAGAGUCGCAGUCGGACAGAGUCGCAGUCGGACAGAGUCGCAGUCGGACAGAGUCGCAGUCGGACAGAGUCGCAGUCGGACAGAGUCGCAGUCGGACAGAGUCGCAGUCGGACAGAGUUGGAGCUAUAGUCACAUUCAGACGUACACUCACACAGUCGGACACAUGUACAGCAGACACAGAAGCUACGUUCAUACCGGGCUACAGGCAGACGCAGCGCCUACAGCCGGACAGCUAUAGUCGUACAGUCAGACGCAGCUAGUCAAGUCGGCGACAAAGACAAAGGUCCCCCGUGUAGCCUUAACGGAUACGUUGGGGCAAGUGCUACUCGAGUCACUCUCACACCCACGCGCUGUAUAUGCCGCUGCCGGUGCUGAGACCGAGGCGGAGCUGGGCCGAAGAGGAGGUGGAGAGGAAGAGGAGGUGGUGACGAGGAGGCGGAAAGAGGUGUUGAAGAGGAAGAGGUGGUGGAGGAGGUGGAGAGGAAGAGGUGACGAGGAGGAGGAGGGGUGGUGAUGAGCGGCCAGAGUGGAUGCGCGCACGUGUGCGUCCUCAAGGCGGAGCAGGCACAAUGGAGGCAGCAGCUGCGAGUGAUCUACCAGUGGUUCGUGUGGAGCGCCACGGGGGAGGCGCGGCGCAGGAAGGCCCUGUCCUGCGUGUGCCAGCUGUGCGGUGCCCACUUCAGCCGCCUGCACUCGUGUCUCUACUGCGUCUUCUUCGGCUGCUUCGCUCGGCGCCACAUUCACGAGCACGCCAAGGCCAAGCGCCACCCGCUCGCAAUCGACUUGUACCACGGCACCAUCUACUGCUUCCAGUGCGGAGACUACGUGUACGAUCGCGACGCCGAGCAGAUCGCCAGGGAGGAGCAGCGCAAGGCCUGGAAACUGCAGGGACUGGGCGACCGCUACACCAGCUGGGAGCCAACGCGGCGGGAGCUCGAGCUGCUGCGGCAGAACCCCAAGAGACGCAAGAUUGCGCCCAACUGCACCAUCGGCCUGCGCGGCCUGGUGAACCUGGGCAACACGUGCUUCAUGAACUGCAUCGUGCAGGCCCUGACGCACACGCCGCUGCUGCGAGACUUCUUCUUGUCGGACCGCCACCGCUGUGAGAUGGAGAGCCCCGAGUCCUGCCUGGUGUGCGAGAUGAGCCGCCUCUUCCAGGAGUUCUACUCGGGGUUCCGCUCGCCGCACAUCCCCUACCGCCUGCUGCACCUGGUGUGGACGCACGCACGCCACCUGGCCGGCUACGAGCAGCAGGACGCUCACGAGUUCCUCAUCGCCGCGCUCGACGUGCUGCACCGACACUGCAAAGGGGACGACAACGGAAAGAAAGCCAACAACCCCAACCACUGCAACUGCAUCAUCGAUCAGAUCUUCACGGGCGGCCUGCAGUCGGACGUCACCUGCCAAGUCUGCCAGGGCGUGUCCACCACCAUCGACCCCUUCUGGGACAUCUCGCUGGACCUGCCGGGCUCCUCGACGCCGUUCUGGCCGCUCAGCCCCGGCUCGGAGGGCAGUCUGCUGCUCGCCAACGGCGGGGAGGGCCACGCGGCCGCGGGCCCCACCUCGCUCACCGACUGCCUGCGCAGGUUCACACGGCCCGAGUACCUGGGCAGCAGCGCGAAGAUCAAGUGCAGCGGCUGCCGGAGUUACCAGGAGUCUACCAAGCAGCUGACGAUGAAGAAGCUGCCCAUCGUGGCCUGCUUUCACCUCAAGCGAUUUGAGCACUCGGCAAAGCUGCGCAAAAAAAUCACCACCUACGUCUCUUUUCCCCUGGAGCUCGAUAUGACGCCGUUCAUGGCAUCAAGCAAGGAGAGCCGCGUGAACGGGCAGCACCAAGUGGGAGGAGACGCCCUGAGCAGCGAGAACAAGUACUCGCUGUUUGCGGUGGUGAACCACCAGGGCACGCUGGAGAGCGGCCACUACACCAGCUUCAUCCGGCAGCACAAAGACCAGUGGUUCAAGUGCGAUGACGCAAUCAUCACGCACGCCGGCGCGCGGGACGUCCUCGACAGUGAAGGGUAUCUACUGUUCUACCACAAGCAGUUCCUGGAAUACGAGUGAAUGGUCUUGGAACGUAAAAAAUAGCCCCUCCGCGGCUCGACCUGACUGCGUGAUACGAGGAAACGGAAUACAAAGUGGAGUGGAAAAAACAAAACAAACUAAUAACUGCAUCUACCUGAAGUAACCGCGAACUAUGAGAGAGUACUGGAGAUACUUGAGAAAAACCCUGACCCUGGACGGCUGGACGGGGGGACGGGAGCUGACGGCUGCUACCAUUGUAUUACAUUGAAAUGGUUGGGCUGCAUUCCCUCAAACGAACGAAUGUUUGUGAUGCACUGAUGCUCUCUCGCCCGCCGCCGCCGCCACUGCUGCGGCUGUGGCUCCAGGCCAGCGAGCAGAGCUUGCCUCUAGGCGGCCACUCAGACCUUUGCUUGGGCUCCUCCGUAUUAAAAGAGAGAGAAAAACUUUAAAAAAAUAUAACAAAAAAAAACUUGUGACUCACUACACAUCCAGUAAUUGAUUAUUGUGCCAGUUUACAAAGCUACCAAAAUGAGGUGCAAAUGAAUCCUUUGUGCAAGAUAUGCUCUAGUUUUUCUGGGUUCCUUGCGUUGUUGGAAAUAUUUGCAUAAAGGUUUAUUUUGUUACGUCAUGGAGAGUGGCUGCGCCGACAAAGUGACGGUGUUUGUGACGGUGUUUGCUGUGUUUAAUUUGUGAGUGAAGGUGUUUGGCGACCAGACGCCGAGAGACACCGGCCCUGUCUGCCACAAGCGAUCCUGGUGGUGGUGGUUUUACAUAGCCCUACUAGGCCCUACUAGGCCCUACUAGGCCCUACAUGGCCCUACUAGGCCCUACUAGGCCCUACAUGGCCCUACUAGGCCAUACUUGGGCCUACUAGGCCCUACAUGGCCCUACUAGGUCCUACUAGGACCUACAUGCAUGGCCCAACUAGGCCCUACAUGGCCCUACUAGUCCCUACUAGGUCCUACUAGGCCCUAUAUGGCCCUACUAGGUCCUACUAGGACCUACAUGGCCCUACUAGGCCCUACAUGGCCCUACUAGGCCCUACUAGGUCCUACUUGGCCCUACAUGGCCCUACUAGGCCCUACAUGGGCCUACUAGGCCCUACAUGCUCCUACUAGGCCCUACUAGGCCCUACAUGGCCCUACUAGGCCAUACUUGGGCCUACUAGGUCCUACUAGGCCCUACUUGGCCCUACUUGGCCCUACUAGGCCCUACUUGGGUCUACUAGGUCCUGUUAGGCCCUACUAGGCCCUACUUGGGCCUACUAGGCCCUACUUGGGCCUACUAGAUCCUGCUAGGCCCGGGCGCCACCUCGGGUGGCAAGGCCGGUGUUGAAAUCGCCAUCACGGCAGAGAUUUAACCACCACCACGCCGGGAGCGUGCCCACGGAUCUGUUUCUGUUGCUAGUCCAUCACGAGACGGAAGUUUAGAAAAAAACAAAUCAUGUUGUUGGUGCUGAAAGCACGCGUCUUACCACUAAUUCGUAACAAUGCAAUCGUGUAAAUUUAGUUCUGUGAAAUCGAUGCACAAUUUUUAUUUGCCAUAGACGAGUAAGAUAACUGAUUUGGCAGCUUUAAAGAUGUUUAAAAAAAACACUUGAUUUUGGGUGUUGCCUGGUGAAUGUGUGUGGUGGGGGUUUUUUUUUCUUUCUCUGUGGACUAAAUAUUUUUGAGGUGACAAAUUGCGUUGCAUGUCCUCAACUGGUUUUACAAGUACGGCCGUGAUACCGUUCAGACGGCUUCUCAGUGGCAAUGAAACGUGAUGUAAUGCAACCUUUGUGUUCAGUAGCGACUAAAAUACACCGCGGUCAACACGAUAAUGUCACGUUGUAGCAGUCACACUCUGAGCAAGGCAUAUUUUGAACUCAUUUUGCAGUAUUGGGAUCUCCAUGCAUAGCUUAUGUACAAUUUUUUUUUUACCUGUAGGUGAAUGUUACAGGCAUGUGAUGAGUCCUCAAUUUAACUAAAUCCUUAUGCUCACGACGUACGUAUCUUGCAUGUAAGCAUAAGUUAUAUUUGUUUAUUUGUACAAAUGUAGAAGGUGUUUAUUUACAUUGAUGCAAGCGGUGUGGCGGAACACGGGUAAAAGUAACACCGUAGAGAUUGGAUGGUAAAUGAUGGUGGUGGUCAUUAGAUGAGGCUAUAGACACGAGGCUGUAGACACGAGGCAGUACAAAUUACUUCUACAAACGAGACAGUACAAUUGAGAUGGACUGUACAGAUGAGACGGUACAAACAAAACCGCUCGAGAGAAAUCGAUUCGCGAUCAUGAUUCGCUAAGUCGCAGGACAAGCCAGCUGCUGCGACUGAGACGAUGCAAACAAAGCAGUUGCUUCAGGUGAGACAACAAUCAGGACGGCGCAGACAAGACGGGACUCGUGAGAUGGGGACAGACAGUACUAACAAUACGGACUGCAAGUGAGACAGUAAAAGCAAAAUGGACAAGAUUUGUUUUUCAGGAUGAGAGGUGCGGGGGAAGGACAACAAACUAAACACAGAAAGCAGUUAUAAAGAAAUUAGUUUUCAAUUUUGAUUUUAAAGUGCUUCGCUCCUAGUGGCUUUCAAACAUCAGAUAGAAGAGCGUUCCAGACGGCCGCAGAAGCACCGCGUCUGCAUUCGUGACAAUUGGUGGCACUGUAGGUGCCCAUCCACCGUUGUCUCCAGAGGGGCCACCCUCGCCACACGAGGUUGGCACCGAUUAUCGCAAGCCCACCCAGACAGUAGUGUCUUAUAAUUUCACAUUUAAAAUCCCCGAUUGUCAUUGACAAAAUAUUGCCUAUUGAGUGAAAGCAUCAUCGCCGGCCACAAUCCCCCAAAUAUUUUUUUAAACGCAAUUACUGCUUAAAUUUUUUUUCACGCAAUGACUAAAAAUAACCCAAGUUGUAUUUUCUUUUUACGAAAGGACGCUGGGUGUGUUUUUGAUAGGUGUGUGUGAGCCAGACGUUGGAUGUGUGAGCCAGCGUACUGGCCCAGAUUCCUUAUGUGACUCAUCCCUCCAGCUCCUGAAUGAUCGCUCCACCAGUGAAUUCCACCACUGUGAAGGACAACGCUUAGAAGUUUCUUGACUUAGUUGAUCACGGCCGAUAAACCCUUCGACUUAGGGGGGGUGGAGAGGGGGCGCGCGCAAAUAAAACUGUGGUUGGCUGUAAUCCCGCGUCUUGUGUUGGUGGCAUUCGAUCCAUUUUUGGGACCUCCCCCACAUUUAGUUUUAGCCGGUAUCAAGAUGAAGUUGGCUUUCUUGUGCUCCUCUGCACCGUAGCGUUGCAGUCGAGGGUUUUUUUUACGUUUAAAAGGCCAAAAACAAUUAUUGACACCUGCCAAUAUUGCACUGUAUGGAACGCCGUGUUGGUGCAGUGUGUAAGCAGGGACGGGAUAGCGUGGCUCCGGUGCCACCGUACGGGGCAGCGCGGUCUGCACGUGGCGGUCGUGGGUGGAUGCCACGCGGGGAUUUCUGCCCCCCGUGUCCCCCCAAAAGACACAUUUUGUCACCUCAGAAAUGUGAUUUUCUUUCUGUCUUCUGUUGAUAGUGAAAACUCGGCAAAGCGGCACCACGUUGUGCAACGGUGAAAGGGAAAUGGGCCACAAACAUAUCCUUUGCACAUUUUUUUGCUGUAUUUCUAAGAAAUGUUAUUUUUGUAUUAGUUAUUUUUUUUAGUUUUUUGUUCUAACGUGCCAAGGUAUUGCCAUCUCGUGUGCACAGCUGCUCUCGAUGGGUUACAUUUCUUAAUUGAUGGUUGUUAUUUUUUAUCUCUACGUUUGUUGUAGGUGGCGUGCGUUGUGUUUUUGGUGUUCCGUGAGAAACUCUCUCCGCUCCGUCGGGGCUGCGUUUUGCGGUAAUUGCGUUGCAUAUCAGGCACAAUGGCCGUGUCACCGGCCUUGUCAUUGGCCGUGUCACCGGCCUUGUCACUGGCCGUGUCACCGGCCAUGUCACUGGCCGUGUCAGGCGCACUGACCGUGUCACCGGCCGUGUCACCGGGGUGUCACUGGGUGUGUCACUGGGUGUGUCACUGGCCGUGUCACCGGCCUUGUCAUUGGCCGUGUCAGGCGCACUGGCCGUGUCACUGGCCAUGUCACUGGGUGUGUCACUGGGUGUGUCACCGGCCAUGUCACCGGCCAUGUCACUGGCCGUGUCACUGGCCUUGUUACUGGCCAUGUCACUGGGUGUGUAACUGGGUGUGUCACCGGCCAUGUCACUGGCCGUGUCACCGGCCGUGUCACUGGCCGUGUCACUGGGUGUGUCACUGGCCAUGUCACUGGGUGUGUCACUGGGUGUGUCACUGUCCGUGUCACUGGCCGUGUCACUGGCCGUGUCACUGGGUGUGUCACUGGGUGUGUCACUGGCCUUGUCACUGGGUGUGUCACUGGGUGUGUCACUGUCCGUGUCACUGGCCGUGUCACUGGGUGUGUCACUGGGUGUGUCACUGGGUGUGUCACUGGCCGUGUCACUGGGUGUGUCACUGGCCGUGUCACUGACCGUGUCACUGGGUGUGUCACUGGCCGUGUCACUGGGUGUGUCACUGGCCGUGUCACUGGGUGUGUCACUGGCCGUGUCAGUGGCCGUGUCACUGGCCGUGUCACUGGCCGUGUCACUGGGUGUGUCACUGGCCGUGUCACUGGGUGUGUCACUGGCCGUGUCACUGGGUGUGUCAGGCGCACUGGCCAUGUCACUGGCCAUGUCACUGGGUGUGUCACUGGGUGUGUCACUGGCCGUGUCACUGGCCGUGUCACUGGGUGUGUCACUGGCCGUGUCACUGGGUGUGUCAGGCGCACUGGCCAUGUCACUGGGUGUGUCACUGGCCGUGUCGAAGUCCAUCUUGCACUGAGGAGUGCGCGCAGCCGCUUGGUCUGUGCCCAUCUAACAGUCUGUGAUUUAAACAACAAAAAUACACGGAACUAAAUAAAUUCCAUCUGACCAAA